GUUCAACCAAUCUUGUCUCUGUCCACUUCCUACAUUUUUCUUUGCGUGUACAACUGAAAUUUCUUCUGCAUGUCUCAAGAUGACUCUGCUGGUGACAAGACUCAACCGAGCGAAGAGAUUAUUACGGCUCUGAACAGCCCAAUCAAGACCGAACCGUCGUUGCAGAGCCUGCCACCGCUAUCCGAAUUCGAUUCCUUGCGCUCCCAAUUGGCAGAAAAACCGCACAGUCCGGCUCUCUGGAAGAGACUUGUCGAAAUUUCUGAGCAAAGUGGUGAAACAGAGAAGAUAAAAAUUGUGUUUGAUUCGUUGCUAAAGCAGUACCCAAACACGUCUGCGGCUCAAAUAUCGUAUAUUAGCCAUUACCUUGACAGUCCCAAGACUUUUGGUGAAGCUGAGGCACUGUUCACGACGUUCUUGAAGCAUUCACCUUCCGUGGACCUAUUUCGAUUUUAUUUGACCUAUGUCAGACGCGUACAUUCCGAUCCCACCAAGCGAGAUCCAGCCAAACGAGAAGUCGUCAGAAAGGCGUACGAAUUUGCGCUGAAUCCACCCCAUGGCGUCGGCCAAGACAAGGACGCAGGCGACAUCUGGCACGAUUAUAUCCAGUUUUUGAGUGAGAGCGAGGCUACGGCAACGACUACCUGGGAUCAACAGCAAAACAUGGAUGCGCUACGCAAGGUCUAUCAUCGUGCUGUUCAAAUACCACUCGACAACGUAGAGAAGCUUUGGCAAGAUCUUGAAGCGUUCGAAAUGAAGUUGAACAAGAUCACCGCAAAAAAGUUCAUGGCCGAUCUUUCACCGGGACAUAUGCAAGCGCGAACAGUGUAUCGGCAGUUGAAUAACUAUGUAUCGACCUUGUAUCCUCCAUCAACGGGCCGCCCAGAACUUUUUUUGCCCUCAUUGCCCUCGUUCGAUCCCGCAGAGCGCUCUACAGUCGGCAAGUGGAAAGCGUAUUUAAAAUGGGAAGAAAGCAACCCCCUUGAAAUCGAAGACAAGGACAAGCCCCUAUUGAUCCUACGCGUACAGACUGUGUAUCGGAAGGCCGUCAUUAGAAUGCGAUACUUUCCUGAAAUUUGGUACAUGGCAUAUACAUGGACCAAGAGCAUUGGCAAGAAUGAAGAAGCAAUGUCCAUCCUCAAGAAUGGGCGAGAAGCAAACCCGCUGAGUUUCCUCCUUACGUUUGCGUAUGCAGAAGCGCUCGAAGUGAACAAGAAGUAUGAUGAGGUCAAGGCCACCUUUGACACUUUCCUCGGGAACUUGAGAGCCGAUCUUGAAGUGGUUGAGCAGCAAGUCAAGACCGCCAAUUCAUCAUUCAGUAGCACCAACGGGGAUGUCCCUGGUGUACAGCCUCCAGCCCACGAAACAGGAAGCCUGUCAAAUAAUUAUUCCUUCAACAGCCAGUCGUCCGAUGAGACCCCUUCAAAACCGAGUGAACUUGCCGAGAAGCGGGCAGAGUACGGCUUAGUGUAUAUUUGUUAUAUGCGUUUCAUGCGACGUACGGAAGGUGUGCAGAAGUCUCGAGGUGUGUUUGGGGCGGCGAGGAAGGAUCGCUGGACGCCUUGGGAAGUAUAUGAGGCGGCAGCGCUCAUGGAGUACCACUGCUCGAACGACAAAAACAUCGCCAGCCGGAUCUUUGAGAAAGGUCUCAGCACCUUUGGCACCGAGAUCCAGUUCGUCAUUCGUUAUCUGGCUUUCCUUAUAUCGAUCAACGACGAGAACAACGCACGAGCGUUAUUUGAGCGGGUCAUCGGUACUUUCCCUCCUGAAAAGGCGCGACCGCUCUGGGAACGCUGGGCUCGAUACGAGUAUCAGUAUGCUGACCUCGAAGCCGCACUCAAGCUCGAAAAAAGAAUGUCUGACGUGUAUCCGAACGAUCCAUCACUGAAGAGGUUUGCACAACGACAUGUCUACCUGGGCGUCGAUGCUAUUGCUGCCCGAGAUCUAGGAGUGGCUAUCGCUAAAAAGAGCACGUCAGCUUUGGGCAGAAGUGAUACGAUCCAGAGUCUGCUGGCCCCGCCUCCCACUCCGGUUGCUGGUGGCACCAAGAGACCUCCAUCCCCCGAACACCGCAAAGCUCGGGAUGAUAGGAGCGGUGACUACGGUCCUUCGCACAAGCGCAUUCGUCCGAAUACUCCGCCACUUCGGCCGUCAGAAAGAGAUCGAUGGGAGAACCCCCGGGAUGGUUCUUCGUCCUCAAGAGGGCGACGAUAUAGCCCGCCCCCGCCUUCGAGCAAAGACCGUGAACGUCCUCCACUGCCGCCGCCACGAAGGCAAGAGAAAGAAAAGGACAGAGAAGAAGAGAAACCGGUCUCCCUCCCUCCUGUGUUAUCGUACUUCCUAGGCUCACUUCCCGCUGCUUCCGACUUUGAUGGACCGGUUUUCCGUACUGAGGACUUGAUGAAUCUUUUCCGAAAUGCUGUUAUUCCGAGCUCGAGUUCGACUAGGACAAGGUCUCCGCCUCCGCCGCCUGUCCCUCCUCGAGGAGGUAAGUUCGGUCCGUGAUCCUGAGUCCCUGUGAGAUGAUGAUGAAGAUAUUUCAGGAGGUCGACCGCCGCCGGAUUAUAGCCCGUACCAGGGACCGGGUGGAGGAUCGAGAGGAGGAAGAAGGUAUUGAUGAUAAAUUGUAACCAG
Guyanagaster necrorhizus is the source of this 2631-nucleotide messenger RNA. Its product is annotated as Suf-domain-containing protein. Gene Ontology annotation, molecular function: mRNA binding; protein binding. Gene Ontology annotation, cellular component: nucleus. The coding region runs from base 70 to 2502 and encodes 810 amino acids. Gene Ontology annotation, biological process: mRNA 3'-end processing. Lineage: Eukaryota; Fungi; Basidiomycota; Agaricomycetes; Agaricales; Physalacriaceae. The record is from RefSeq and is a predicted model, not a curated record. The transcript has 9 exons.